AUGAACGAUCACUGGUGGAGCAAAAGGCUCAAAUACGAAGGCGUUGUGUCGCCUAUUUCCAAAGACAUGGACAAGUGUAUGAAUCCCAAUUACAAACCGUUUGAUCCGAGUGCGGCGUACGCUGAGGUGAUAGAGCUACCGCACAUCAAAGACUUCCUGGGACCGAUAAUAGAAUUCCAAAUAUUCAAAGCGUUGUGCAAAAUUUGCGGCGAGUACAAAUCUAAACACGCAAAAACCAAACACUUGUACGAGUGCAACCUACGUGGCUAUAAAAAAGUCGGAAAAAUUAUCAAAUCAGUCAUGGCAAGUGGCUCUUCGACGGAAUGGAAAUUUCUUUUCGAGACAAUAGUUGGACACCGACGAGUAGAAAUAGAUCCUUUGUUGGAAUAUUUUCAACCUCUUCACAAUCAUCUUUUAAAAACCAAUCAGGAGACCAAUGAACACAUUGGAUGGAAGUAG
Molecule: messenger RNA, 459 nt
Organism: Macrosiphum euphorbiae (potato aphid)
Lineage: Eukaryota; Metazoa; Arthropoda; Insecta; Hemiptera; Aphididae
Source: the annotation of a GenBank genome assembly